Ectocarpus sp. CCAP 1310/34 is the source of this 1888-nucleotide messenger RNA. Lineage: Eukaryota; Phaeophyceae; Ectocarpales; Ectocarpaceae. The record is from the annotation of a GenBank genome assembly.
CAUCAGCUUUACUCUCGAGGAUAGGUGCAGAGGGUGUUGACGCGUGGUGGGGAUCGGGGAGAGUGCUAUUUCAUUCCCCAAAGCACCCGCUGCAUCAGCGUUGUGGUUCUCUUAUUGGAUUCAAUAGAAGAGAACGAGGCCGGAUGCAGUCAGAUAGACCGCGACAUCGUGCUGCCGGUGCUGCAGGAGGAGCGGGAGGAAACAGCGGUAGUGUGGGUCGCACCACACUGGUGUGGCUGGCUGUGAUCGGAGCUAUUUCUGCUGUUGCCGGGCCCGUUCUCCUGUCCCCCUACGCCAUAAAGUCGGUGGGGGAGGGCUCGGUGGGAGUGCUGCGCUUCGGCGGGAAGGUGCUGGACGAGAUCAAGGCCCCCGGCUAUCACUUUGUCCUGCCGUUCCUGUACGAGCUCAUCGAGGUCCCGGUGAACGUCAGGACCACGGAGGUUCGGCAGGUGCCCUGCGGCACGUCCGGGGGCGUUUUGGUUUACUUUCCGUUGGUCGAGAUCAUACACCGCCUGCAUCCCGCGAGCGUGGUCAGCACACUCAAAGCGUACGAAGAUUACGAGCAGGCAUGGAUCAUCGAUCGUGUGCGGCACGACGUAAAGCUGCUAUGCGCCCGCCACAGCCUACACGAGGUGCACAUCGACAAGUUCGACCAGCUCGAUGACAUGCUGGAGACUGCAUCGGCGUGGGUGCCGGGACUGAUGAUCGUCGCGGCGCGCGUCGCCAAGCCCACCAUUCCUUCUCAGCUGCACGGCGACUUUGUCCGCGUGGAGGAAGAGAUCUCCAAGCUCAAGGUUGCCCAUCAGCACGAACAGCUCGUGGUACGGAACGCGGAAAUGGAGCGGUCGAGACAGGUCAUGGCUGCAGAGAAUGACCGCGACAUCGCGAGGAUGACGAUGGACCGACAAGUGGAGGAGACGGAAGCCGACCUGCGCAUUCAUCGAAUACAAGACGAAAUGCAUCUGACACGCAGUAAGGACCACGCGGACGCCGCUAGCUACUCCAAGCUUCGAGAGGCGGAAGGUAACGAGCGACGACUAUCCCCCGCUUUCUUGGAGCAGGCGAGACAAAAGGCUCUCUACCAAAACCUCGAGGCGUACUAUGGCAACCGAAUGCCGGAGUAUGUCAAAGUAAACAGCAACAGCAACCGCCUGGACGGCGGGGAGGGUGGCAGCGUCGGUAGCGAGGCGGCGCGAGGCGCAGCAGCAUUUUGGGGAAGGGGGGGGCACGGAUAGGGUUUCUCGACGGUGGCAGCGGAGUAGCCGCAGGUGUUGCGCCACUGCCGCCGCCGUCGCCGCUGUUUUCGUCGUUUACGUCGACCACGACCUUCCUCAGCACGAGCAGGGGCUUGGGUUCUGAGGCGGCCUUCCCCUCUAGCUGGUGGUUGCUGAUCACCAGCAUGGCUUUCCCCUAUAAAAUCGUAGCGUGUUGUUUGGUGAUGUAGCGGCGAGGAGAGGGACGGGGGCUCAGUGUAAAACCGCAUAACCUUGCAUCUGAACAAUGUCGGAACGGGUCUCGGGUUUCCGCUAGUCGCGCAGGAAGAGUGCAGUCGUUCAUGUCCCUCGGUCGACAUUGAGUCACGAUUUUGCCGCAAUCGUUUUCGCAAGUUCAAGUUUCUUUUUCGCUUCAGGGCUCAUCGAACUCCAACGGAUACGCAACGAAACAGUUACAUAUUCAAUAAUAGGUUUACGAGGGAAACCACCAGAAUUAUUAGAAGUUCAGCGGGGGGCAAUGUUCGUGUGAGUGCGUAUGUAGUCGGAUCUGUACACGAUAUGACUGUUUCAGGUGCUCCUGCAUAUAGGUAUGCCUUGGGUAGUACGACCAGAGAAUGAUUGUGCGGAGCCCCCACAACAGCUGGCGUGAGUGUGGCACUCCCUGCUCUUUCCCC